Molecule: messenger RNA, 1503 nt
Organism: Cryptotermes secundus
Lineage: Eukaryota; Metazoa; Arthropoda; Insecta; Blattodea; Kalotermitidae
Product: ropporin-1-like protein
Exons: 6
Coding region: 458-1255 (265 amino acids)
Source: RefSeq, a predicted model, not a curated record
AAGACGGACAGGAGUUUGUUAUUUACGUUAGAUGCCUUUAUAUAUUACUGUACAGAUUAGCACUGAAAUGCACUAGAUAAACAUCGGAAUUUUCCAUACUUACUUUGUUCCACUUAAGGGUUAAUUGUAAGAAAUAUUCCACUUGUUUACAAAUUCACCUACCAUUUAAGAUACCUCAACCGUUUCCAUGGCAACAGAAAUUCCAGUUAACGUAAACGGAGUGUGUAAUGUCAUUCAUAAAGCUGUAAUAAGUGAGGAGUUGGGAUUGCUCAGUUGGUAUAGUGACAGGCUACGGGCUUGAUGGCCCAGAUUAGAUUCCUGGCAAUGAGAGAUUUUCUCUUUCCCCACAACAUCUUAAACUCAACCAGCCUCUGAUCCAGUGGGUACCAGGGGCUAAACCGGCAGGGGAGUGAAGCUGACCACUUAUCUAGAAGAAGUGACGCAGGCAGUCCUGAUCAUGCCAGACUUAGUGGAGCAGACAUAUUGCUCUCAGCAGAUUCAUAUACCACCCACAUUCCCUUUCAUAUUGAAGCAGUAUGCAAAAGCGGCUAUCCGUACCCAGCCAUAUGAUCUGUUACGUUGGUCAGCCACUUAUUUUCGAGCACUGGCUCAGGGGGAUGAACCUCCUGUUAAGAAGAGGCUGGAAUGUCCACCUGUUGAGUCACAAUUUGGCUUAUCUCCAGGAUAUCUCAGAGUAUUACUCAAACAGAUUGGAUUCUUGAAUUCUGUAUCCGUUGAAAUGCUUCGUGACAAAUGGCAAGGCAUUUGUCUUGAUGAGAAUACUCUAAAUGAAUUGCUGAAAUUAGGUGGUUUUACAGAAAAUGUGGACUGGUUAAAAUUUAUAGCAAUUGCCGCUGGUCACCUUACGAACUCACUGACUCAGACUAUGUACCUAAUCUGUGAGCUGCUGACUGAGGAGCCUGAGGGUGGGAGUGACAUGAUACCAUUUGAAACCUUCAAAGAAUUGUAUGCCUACCUUGCACAGAUGAACUGUGGCCCAAGGAAGGGAGAAGAGGAAGCAAGCGAUGGAAACAUUAAAUCAGGUGAAGAGGCACCUAUAUUAGGGGCAGAUGAAGCUACAUCAGCUGAACUGGGUAGUGGAAUUAAUAUUCCAGGAAUUGGCCCUUUAAUUCCUACUGCACAAAUACAGUCAGUAUUGAAGUAUCUUGAAUACUUGGCAGGGCAGCAGAAUGGUAUGGUGAUGCCACGUAAUCUUCAUCACUUCCUUUGCCCAUCACUGGACAAAGUGCUCUAGCCAUUACAGUGAUACUAAAGAUGAUGAUUACUGUUCCAGGAUACUUUAAUGAUUAUUGGCUUUUUGUAGACAUAUCUAGGUCAUUAUGUAAAUAACAUAAAAUUAAAUGCCUACAUGCAUUAAUCUAUAACUUUUCUAUGCACAUUGCUACUCUGUGAACACAUAAUUAAUGUAUUUCCAUUUAGCUGUAAAAAUAAAAAUAAUACAUGCCCCAGCAUAACAGAAUGAAAUCUCUGAUGCCAUUUUGU